AUGAAGUCCUUGAUCUUCUUAAUCGCCACCGUUGUCUGCAUAACUUUGGCUAUGCCGACGCAUUAUCAAUACCACGGACCACCGGCGCCCAUAGGCCACGAUGGCAGAGUCAGGGACACGCCGGAAGUGGCGCAUGCCAAAGCGGCGCAUCUCGCCGCCGUAGCGGAAGCUGCCGCGAGAGUUCCGCACGGCGUGGCUUCCUACACGGAAAAUGAGGACUAUCACGGAUACGUCAAACCCGUAUCGGUCGGUCAUCAAAUGUACCACAACGGAUACGGAUAUCACGGGCCACCUGCCCCGUUAGACCGCGACGAAGAUGAUAGUCUAGCACAUUGCGGUUACAUGUCCAUGAGAAGGAGACUCAUUAUCCAUCAUUUUCGCGGUAAUAAACGAGACUUUACGGCCGGGAAUCACCUUCCGCGCAUCUAUCCAGCAAAAAGUAAUCGACCCUUCGUGCAGCAAACCGCGCCGGGCUUCCUAUUAGGUCCGAGCCCUUGGCGGUCACUGUUGAUAAUGAUGAUGAGCGUGAAAAAGAGCCAGCCAACGAAGUCGCAAGACGAUAUUGUUCUAUGCGCAUUCUGCGCCAUCGCGGCCGCAAAACCGGCCUACUCGAUAUAUCGCGUCGGUGUACCGCUCGGACCGGACGGGAAAGUCCUGGACACGCCGGAGGUAGCGCAGGCGAAAGCGGCGCAUCUCGCCACUCAGGCCUACGAGGCUGCCAGGAACACGCUCGGCUACGGAUACGUGCCCGCCAUUUAUGCACCUGCGAUCUAUGCACCUGCGAUUACGUACGGCGCGCCCAUCGGCGCCGACGGUCGGGUGGUAGACACACCUGAGGUCGCCCAGGCCAAGGCUGCCCAUCUCGCCGCUCACGCCCAAGAGGCAGCUAAGACCGUCGGGCUGGUUCCAUACGGUGCUCUGGCAUACGCCACUUCGCCUGCGUUCUACGCUUACAGUUACGCUCCACUUGGACCUGACGGCCGAGUAAUCGACACUCCCGAAGUGGCCCAGGCUAAGGCCGCGCAUUUGGUCGCACACGCGCAAGCAGCCGCCCGAAGUGCUGACUGA
Messenger RNA from Temnothorax curvispinosus, 1068 nucleotides. Its product is annotated as pupal cuticle protein-like. Lineage: Eukaryota; Metazoa; Arthropoda; Insecta; Hymenoptera; Formicidae. Bases 1 to 1068 code for a protein of 355 amino acids. The transcript is spliced from 5 exons. The record is from RefSeq and is a predicted model, not a curated record.